Silurus meridionalis is the source of this 411-nucleotide messenger RNA. RefSeq lists its product as uncharacterized. The transcript has 2 exons. Lineage: Eukaryota; Metazoa; Chordata; Actinopteri; Siluriformes; Siluridae. Bases 28 to 330 code for a protein of 100 amino acids. The record is from RefSeq and is a predicted model, not a curated record.
ACUGAGGAAGGGUGUAAGUAGCUGAAGAUGAUCUUUAAUGUAUGUGUGUGUAUGUGUGUGUGCACUAGGUUGACUAUAUUGGUUUUAGCAGCAUUGUUCAUGGUCUCACUUGAAAUGGAUCCCUCGAGUACAGAAGAAUGGAAAUCUCUGAGCAAUCCAAAAAGCAGGAUGUUGUUUUUCCAGAUUCUACAGUCAUAUCUUGAUGGUCGAGAAGCACAAACUGAAGGCAAAAAAAUACAAAUGGUAGAAGAUGGAGACAGCAAUCUGGCAUAUACUGCACUGGACAAAUACAACAACCUUCUCUACAAUGGCCUUUUUGAUGUUGAAUAACAUUAGAUCAGCUGUGAUAUAUUAUUAUAUCUGUAAUGAUCAGAUAUAUUGAACAUAUCCUGUAUUGUUUGAUUUGGUUAG